AUGUUCCCUAUGGUAACUGAACUCAGGAAUUAUGGUCAACAAACAAUACGAGUUGCCAGGUAUAUCGGCCAAGGUUUCAUGAUUACCCUGUCCCAUGCAAAUCGUUUACCCGUAACUAUUCAAUAUCCCUAUGAAAAAUUGAUCACACCAGAACGCUUUCGAGGCCGAAUCCAUUUUGAAUUUGAUAAAUGCAUUGCUUGUGAAGUUUGUGUUCGUGUAUGUCCUAUAGAUUUACCUGUUGUUGAUUGGCAAUUGGAAACAGAUAUUCGCAAGAAACGAUUGCUUAAUUACAGUAUUGAUUUUGGACUUUGUAUAUUUUGCGGUAAUUGUGUUGAAUAUUGUCCAACAAAUUGUUUAUCAAUGACUGAAGAAUAUGAACUUUCUACUUAUGAUCGGCAUGAAUUGAAUUUUAAUCAAAUUGCUUUGGGUCGGUUACCAAUGUCAGUAAUUGAGGAUUAUACAAUUCGAAAAAUUUCGAAUUUACCUCAAAUUAAAAAUGAAUAA
Molecule: messenger RNA, 504 nt
Organism: Ipomoea triloba (trilobed morning glory)
Lineage: Eukaryota; Viridiplantae; Streptophyta; Magnoliopsida; Solanales; Convolvulaceae
Source: the annotation of a RefSeq genome assembly